This is a messenger RNA of Fusarium sp. VM40, 930 nucleotides long. The record is from the annotation of a GenBank genome assembly. NCBI's taxonomy places the organism in Eukaryota, Fungi, Ascomycota, Sordariomycetes, Hypocreales, Nectriaceae.
AUGGAUUCCUCACCAGAAUUGUUUGUCACGCUUCCCAGCCGCGUACGAAUCUGCUACCAGACAUUUGGCGAUCCCUCAGACCCUGCUGUUAUCCUUGUCCCUGGGAAUGGCGGUGGGAUGCUCACCUGGGCUGAAGGCCUUAUCGCCAAGCUGCAAUCUGCCGAAAAUGGCAAAAAAUACUUUGUGGUCCGUUUUGAUCAGCGGGACACAGGUCUCUCCACCGAGUUUCCAGUGCCUGCAUUUUAUUCUAUUGGGGACAUGGCGAGCGAUGUGGAGGGGCUGGCUGACCACCUUAAUCUCUGCGACCCCUCCAAAGGCUUCCAUAUUCUUGGUCUCAGCAAAGGUGGCCCAAUAGCGUACACUGUUGCUGCACGCAGACCUGAUCAGGUCAAGUCCCUCACACUCAUGUUCACAUCUCCCUGCGUAAGCCCUGAGCUUCCCAUCAAAGAUGGCCUUAAUCUCGGUUUUCAACCAACGCUGGCAGGUUUUGGCAAUUACAAGGAAUCAUUCAUCAAGUCCGGGAUGAAACUCUAUGACGCCCUUACAACACAGCCCGACGAAGAGGAAAGGAAAGAGAUGCUUGAGACGGUGACACGGAUGACGGAACGGGACAUGAAAGGUGGUACACUGUACAGCAAGGCGGCGAAUCACGGCGCUGCGUCACACGAAAAAGACGGCUGGCCGGGGGUAGACACCCUCCAGAAGAUCAAGUGUCCGACCACGGUGGUACAAGCAGGCAAGGACCAGGUCUUUGGCGAGAUUCACGGCGAGGCGCUCGUCAAAGCUAUACCAGGCAGUGUCCAUUACGUCUUGUGGGAGGACGUUGGUCACGAGCUGCCCCGACGAAUCUGGGGAAGAAUGGCCGAUAUGCUUCAUGAUUUCUGGGAGAAGAGUGAUAGUGCUGGUUUGGCUGAUACUAGCACAGAAUAG